AGUCGGGAGAACCUGUGAUAAAGUCCUCUGAAAGCAACCAUCUUUACAAACUCACAGCGUGGCGGAAUGAGCGAGAGUUCAGGUCAGACCGCUGCAGGUUCAGGCUAAUCAACACUUUAACAUCCACGUGUUUGCUUCCUGCUGUCCUGAAAUGCGCGAGCUUUCAGGGAAGGCAAGGCCCUACGCCCAAUAUUAAUAUUGUCACAUGUUUAUGUCCACGAGGAUGCUUUGACAGCCAUUCGGUAGACAAGUUAUAGUCACAACAGUGGCAAAAAAAUAAUAUUUCUGAGUUCAGACUCUGAAUAGCCAAACAGGAAACUAUAGUACACCUUUAUGAUCCACUAGCAGGUUCAAUUACAGCUUUGAAUUUUGCCAAUAAAGCUUAACUACCUGUAAAAAAAAAAAAAAAAAAUCUUUAUGACAGAUAUUUUUCCAUUAGCAUACCAAUAUACAGAAAAAGACAAACAAACAAAAAAAAAAACAAUAUUCAGAAUGUUUCUAAUGAUACCAGUAACAGCACAACAAAACUUACUUUUUGCACCAUGUAUGAGCAUGACCACCGCUUAUUUUUGGAAAUAAUUGUUUGCAGAAAUAACACAAAUUGUUACAAUCUGGUGCAGCAUUCAUCAUGCUGAUAAUAAAUGUUAGCAUAUACCAUAGCAUAGCUGUGAACUUAAGAGCUAUUUCUCAUUAUAAUUUACAGGGUCUAUCAAGUAUAUGUCGAAAAUUAAUAUGAUAAACCAUUUAAAAGGCAGCCUACCACUGGCCAAAGUAUAUUGGAUGUAACCCAUUUGUUCAGUUGUAAUGAAAGCAGUAGCCUAGAAAUGGGGAUAAAAUCUAGAUGUUAAUUUUUCACUUGAUUUCUGUGUUGAGUUAGAAAAAAUGUUACUCAGAACAACCUCCAUCCCAAGUCAAAGACUUUUCUCCCUGCUCUUUAAACAGUGGUUGUAGUUGAGGUUAUAAGGUCUGGUUGGGUAUGACUUUACUAAAAAACAUUUAAUUCUUUGCCCAAGUCAUAUCACAGUGCUUGAUUGAUGACAGAGCAAUGUUUGUCAUUUCUUUGUGAAAUUUUCCUUGUGAAGUUUCCGCCAUCAGUCCAAAUGUGUGCAAAUAUUGUGUAUCUCUUGUAAGGUUUUGUUUUGCAGUCUGAUGAAGCAGCACUGUAGAUGAUCAGCAGCACUCUCUACUGGCUACUGCAUGUAUAAAUACUGUGUAUGAAGGCUCAAACAACUUAAGUGGAAGUUAUACUGAUCUGCUUCAAAAUCUUUGUUUUGGUCAUUUUGUCCAUAAUCCUAAACUAACUUGCAAAGAGUCAAAGCAUACUGUUAUUAGCCACUGUGGAUAGUUUGCAUGAGUGAAAGCGUCUUACUGAUACCUCUCUGUUUGUGUUCCAUUUUCCUCUGUCUGUCUGUAUGGAAUAUGUAAAAAUCUCUUAACCUUUACCUUCAGCCAUGAAAAAUAGCAGCAGCCUCUCUGUUACCUUUACCCCCAUACCUACUGACACAAAACACAAAAGCUGCCUUGUUUAUGGUACAGUUACAGGAAUGAAAUUAUUUGCAUGGGCAUCAGUGUUCAUAAUCAGCAUCCGCAUGCCUUUUUCACUGGAAAGACCAUCAGCUUAGGCAAAGCAGAGCCGGUCAUAAUUCAGCUCUGGGAAUUCAAAGACAACGCCACAGGUAAGAGGAAAACUAAAAUUAAUAGUUAAAUAAAAUUCAGCUAGUACAAAUAUUUUUAAAAAAUGGUUAGAAAAGUUUUGUUAAAAUGGGUGUUUGUUUUUUUUAUAGACAAUGGUUAUGAGAGAGAUCCUCCUCUGUCUUUUGCUUGAUCUUUACCACACAGGUAUGGAGUCACUCUGAAUUUUAUCGUACAUUUUCUUCUUUUUGUUUGCCACACAAGUAAUGUACUAUCUUUGAAUAGUAAUUGUUAAGCUUUUAACAGUUUCACAAAAAUACAUUCACACAUCUAUCAUACAGUGUUAAUUUAUUCUUUAUUUAUUUCAGCUUGCUUUGCCUCUUCCAGUCUACCUGCCCAAUGCCUGAUAUGUAACAGCACAGAAGCGACUCUAUCAGGUGAGAUUAACUUACUCUCAACUUAGACCUCUAUGUGUCAAUACAUUACAUCUAAAAAGUAUUGUAUCAGGAAUUACAUGCAAAAACAUACAUACUUGGUGCUGCCGCCUCUCUGCACUUCACACUGCAUCGAUGGUUGGUAACUGCUUUCUUUAUUAGUUUGCGUAGAGAUGGAUCAUAUGAACAGGAGCAGAGGGUGUGGUUGUACAAAAAGGUUAACUUAAAUAUUCAAGAAAAGAGGCAGAGUGCAUUUGUACUGCACUGAUGUAAAGCAAACGUCAUGAAUACAACUGUUGUAUCAAUGCAUGCACUAGUUGUUUUAAUUUCAGACCCUAACUGUUCCUCUCCUGUUCAUCUUACAAGCAUCUAAGGAGCCUGGGGGCUGCAAAAAUGGUAACCAGAACUCAUAAACUGAUAACAAUCUGAUUACCUUACACAAUCUUUUCAGUAUUCCUUCUUUUAAAUGUUUACUCUGCCUUUUAGACUUUAAGGUUUGGAUCAACAGCACUGGAUCUGAGGCACAGGAGGGCGAUGACGUCACUCUAACAUGUGUCCAUAACCUUCCUAAUGUGACCCUGAUGUUUGGGUGGACAAAGGAUGGAGAGGUGCUCUCCGAAGGCCACAAUAAAAGCCAGCUUGUUUUUCUGAAAGUGUUGUCCAACAAAAAAGGCCAGUACUGCUGCUUUGUGAACAGCACUUGUGGCUAUUACAAGUCCUUGCCACAUGAUGUCACUGUAAACGGUAAGGAGACGUCUCCUCACUCAUUUCAAACAGCAGCUCUGCUUCACAAUGUAGACUAUGCCUUCUAUAAAACAGCAUUUAAAAAUGAAUAUUACAAAUGAACUAUUUCAUUUUGUAUCUGAAAUUGUGCAAAAAAAGUCCUCAAGACAAGAAUGAAGUGCACACUGUGUACAUCUGAUCGCUGGAGUAUUCACUGUUGUCUUGUUUCUGUCUUUGUAAAUGUGACUGCAGGCAACGGUGUGGUGAUCAUGAUUAUCUGUGGAGUUUCUGCUUUAGCCCUUGUUCUGCUGUUGGGUGCCACUAUGAAAUACAAGCUGAAAAGAGACAAUGGUAGGAGCUCUCGUGACAUUAGAUAACACAGGAUUCUUGUAGAGAAGGCAGUGAACACAACUCUCCAAAGCAACUGCUAUUUUCUCAAAUGGAUUUCAGUUUACACAAAUUAAACACAUUAUUAUUUGCAGAAUACGUAGUUUGAACGAUGCAUGAAAAUCAAUUACAGUCUCCUUUUUCUUAUUAGACAUGAAGCUUCAGUCAGCAGAUAGUUAAAUCAUUUUAACACAAAGAAUCGCAGCGCCUUCCUGGCUUUGAAAAAAGUCAACCAAACUCGCACAUCAGUUCUUAAAAAUCUCGCAAAACAACAUUUCAAAUCCUGUUUAAUCUACAAAAAAAAAAAAAACCUCAGAAAUAAAAAGGCACAGUUUUAUCUGAGUUUUAUCAGCCUGUGAAUUAUCUUAAGACAGUUGCCUGUUAACAGUAGACAUUUCAGUACAUUACUCAUUCAAGCAAAGACAGUGGCUUUGUCUAUAAUAACUCCCUACUUAAUAAACAGCACUAGUUGUCAAAGUGCAUGCCCCAGGUACAGGGGUUCGUUUCUUGAAGCAGCAGCACUUUAAUUUGUACUUUCUUGUCUAAUAAAGGCAAAACAACAAACUCUAGACUCCCUAAAUAUGCUGGCCUUUUAUUUUAUAAAUGAAAAAAUUAACAAUUAAAAAAUGUACAAAUCUCAAUUUACUCUCGGUCUAAUCAGAUAGAUGGAACAAUAUAGUACUUUACCUCUGACAUUUUGAUUUGUCAUUUGAAAAAUGCCUGCUGAUUAAUCUUGUUCAACUACAGACAGAGAAACGCUAGCAGGUUCCCUCUCCCACCAGCCUUGCUAAGCUAAAAGCUACAAAUCCCUGCCCUUUCUUUAACAGAUUCCAAUUUUCAAUGUCUCUCUAAUCGUAGAAAUAUGGAUAUGACUUGUCUUGAUUUAUAUACUAAAAUGUGACUCCUCUUGUAUCCUUCUUUGUCAUUGCAGCCAAACACAAAGAGAGGAUGAGGCAGAGAGCCCAGAAUCAGCAGAGUGCUGCCCCAGCUCCAUUCACCCCAAGAGAGUCCUAAAUAAGAACAGUCACUGAAAUUUAACAUGAUAAAUAUUGAUCCUUUUUUCUAUCUGCUGCUAAUGUAUUUGAUAUAGGAAUAAGCCUCUUGGCUCCCUGUCUUUCGGCUAAGUGUCUGUUUGA
This is a messenger RNA of Xyrichtys novacula (pearly razorfish), 4312 nucleotides long. NCBI's taxonomy places the organism in Eukaryota, Metazoa, Chordata, Actinopteri, Labriformes, Labridae. The record is from the annotation of a GenBank genome assembly.